This is a messenger RNA of Pistacia vera, 1074 nucleotides long. RefSeq lists its product as uncharacterized. Lineage: Eukaryota; Viridiplantae; Streptophyta; Magnoliopsida; Sapindales; Anacardiaceae. The coding region runs from base 1 to 1074 and encodes 357 amino acids. The transcript is spliced from 4 exons. The record is from RefSeq and is a predicted model, not a curated record.
AUGGUAUCAAUCACAAUUGAAAAAUCUGAUCAAUUUCUGGGGUCUUUUGAAGAGUCGCAGACUAGAGUAGCGUUAAUUGUCAAAGGGGAAGAACAACAGAGGCAAACUAUCGCAAUUAAGGUGGGGUCUUUACUGACUGAGCAUGAAGAGGUGAUGACUGAGCCCACCAGAUUGCCACCCUUGCGUGACAUUCAAUAUCAGAUUGACUUAAUACUUGGAGCCAGCCUGGCAAAUUCAUCUCACUAUCGCAUGAGUCCAAAAGAGAACCAAGUUUUGCGAAUGCAGGUGGAAGAUUUGUUGGCCAAAGGGCUUGACGAUUUGCUUGAUCAAAUGCAUGAAGCCAAGGUGUUCUCAAAGAUUGAUUUGAAGAGUGGCUACCAUCAGAUACGCAUUAAACCCAGAGAUGAAUGGAAAACAACUUUCAAGACGAAAGAUGGCUUGUACGAGUGCAAUGAAGGAGUCCAAGUAGACGAAAAGAAAGUAAAGGCCAUCCGAGAUUGGAAGACGCCAAGAAUUGUUAUUGAAGUCCGAAGUUUCCAUGGGCUCACAACUUUUUAUCAGAGGGUUAUCCGAAACUUUAGUGGAAUUGUGGCCCCAAUCACUAACUGCCUGAAGAAAGGGAGAUUUGAAUGGGGAGAAAAUGCCAAAAAGAGUUUUGAGUUGAUUAAAGAGAAACUAAUAACAGCCCCAAUACUCGCCUUGCCAAACUUUGAGAAGACAUGGGAAGCAUAUUUAUUACCAAGGGAGUUUAUUAUUUACUCAGACCAUCAAGCUCUUAAACAUUUUAGAACUCAAAAGCACGUGGAUCGCAUGCUAGCAAGAUGGGUUGCCUACUUAGAGAAGUUUAAUUUUGUGAUUGUUCAUAAGUCCGGAGCAACCAACCGAGUAGCUGAUGCAUUAAGUCGACGAGCUACAUUAUUGACACAAGUAGUGCCUGAGGUAAUUGGCUUUGAUCAACUUAAGGACUUGUAUGAGAAUGAUGAAGAUUUUGGGGAUAGUUGGAGAAAGCAUGUGUUGAACUUACCCAAAGGAGACUUCGUAGCUCAAGAGGGUUACUUGUUCAAAGGAAACUGA